Molecule: messenger RNA, 948 nt
Organism: Stegastes partitus (bicolor damselfish)
Lineage: Eukaryota; Metazoa; Chordata; Actinopteri; Pomacentridae
Product: proteinase-activated receptor 3
Exons: 1
Coding region: 1-948 (315 amino acids)
Biological process (GO): phospholipase C-activating G protein-coupled receptor signaling pathway; positive regulation of Rho protein signal transduction
Cellular component (GO): plasma membrane
Molecular function (GO): G protein-coupled receptor activity
Source: RefSeq, a predicted model, not a curated record
AUGGGAAACAGCAGCACGGCUCCAGUCGGUGGAACCAACAUCAGCUCCAAUGGAUCUCUGGGCUUCUCGCCUGGUUUCUUCUGGCCUUUCGGUUUCUCUCUGUCGGGUUUCACCGAAGCUCUGAGUCACUGUCACGUCAGUGCCGGAGCUGUUGGCUGGUUUGGAUUCAAGAUCUUCAUCCUGCUGACGGCAUUUCCGGCCAACAGCUGCCUGAUGUGGCUGCUACUGAGGAGGAGGGCGGCCAUGACGGCGUCGGAGCUGCUGGGCGUCAACGUGGCGGCGAUGGACAUCCUGUACUGCGUCGUCCUGCCGCUGGACAUCUACACGUCGCUGCAUCGCAGCUCCGAGACCCAACACGCCGUCCGAGAGGCGCUGUUCGCCCUAAAUAUCUUCGGCUGCCCGCUGCUGCUCACCUGCAUGUGUGUGGAGCGCUACCUGGCGGUGGCGUGGCCCGUCACCUACCUGAGGCUGGGGGGGCGGAGCUACCGGCUGGUUCUGUGCGGCUGCAUCUGGACUCUGACUCUGGCCGUGGUUCUGCUGGGGUUCUUCGCCCGGAUGUUCACCAUGACGCUGUGUCUGUGCGCCGUCAUCUCGCUGCUGUUCCUGCUGAUGCUGCUCAGCCUGCUGGGGAUGGUCCGGGUUCUGCGCCGCAGCGGGCCGGGCGACGGUGGCGGUACCACACUGAAGAGGCGGGCUCUGAGGAACAUCAUGGCCGUCACAGUGCCGUCGGUGGCGGCCUACUGCCCAGUGGUGGUUCUGGUGCCCUACAUGCUGGUCGUGUCCAGACAGACGCAGCAGCUCAGCGCCGCUCAUUGUUCCGUCAUCAACUUCCUGCUGCUGUUCCCGAACCUCGGCCUGUUCAUCGGACCCAUGUUCUACCUGGCACGGAUCAGACAGGUGAGCUGCUGCAGCCGAGAGAGUCCAGCCUCCAGAACACAGGCCGAGUAG